Orussus abietinus is the source of this 2717-nucleotide messenger RNA. RefSeq names its product zinc finger protein 93. Gene Ontology annotation, molecular function: RNA polymerase II cis-regulatory region sequence-specific DNA binding; DNA-binding transcription factor activity, RNA polymerase II-specific. NCBI's taxonomy places the organism in Eukaryota, Metazoa, Arthropoda, Insecta, Hymenoptera, Orussidae. Bases 196 to 2313 code for a protein of 705 amino acids. The transcript has 8 exons. Gene Ontology annotation, biological process: regulation of DNA-templated transcription. The record is from RefSeq and is a predicted model, not a curated record.
GGGCGGCAUCACGUGACCCAAAAUGGCUGCGUUUAGAGGUUAGCAUGUACCCGAUUCUACAAAUGAACUGUUUUUUUCUGCAAGAAUGAUGAGUUUCGCUUAUAUCCUUUAUUAUACUUGUAUUUUUAAUAGCAUGGCGUGGUCUAGCUGAAAGUAUCCUACUAAUCGGUGGAUGGAAUGGAAAAUUAAGUCGUAAUGAAUGAGGAAAUAAAUACGGAGCAUACGGCUUAUUUAAGUUACGAAAUUAACGGUGCGCAGUUUAUUCUUCAGCCAUUAGUAGACACCAGUGAAUCCUUAGUCGCAGUUGAAAAUGAUAUGCAGAGGGAUGGUGGUUUAAUUAAUGAAGUGGAAUUUCAAAAGGAAGAAGAACCUAUUCCUUUGGUUUGUCUCGACGGGCAAAUAUAUGCUUUUCAAAAUGGCGAGUUGCAGGAAUUAGACUUGAGUCAUUUGGUAGAUCAGAAUGAUCAAGUUAAUGAAAUUGAGCAGAACGAUGACAUUGUCAUAACAAAUGAUGUCGAACAUAGGGAAUCGGAUGAAUCUGAAUGUAUAGCACAUUUUGUUUCCGACGGGGAUCCGUUGAGAGAAAAUAUAGAUGACAGUGAUCAGAAAGAAUAUCAAGUUAUAUCUAAGGACGAUGAAAGAAAUCUUAUUGUUGGAAAACAUGGCUUAAAUGCCAAUGAUUUUGUUGAAGUUGUUACUGCUUUUAAGUGCAAAAUAUGCCCAUAUACUACUCAAGAUCGUUCGCAGCUUUUAGAACACUUUGAAAAUGUUCAUAUUAAUCCUUCUCCAGAAACAGAAGCGCAAGAGCAAGAGGAAUCUAAGAACGAGGAAGAAGUAAAACUGGUUUACAUGUGCGGAGAAUGCUCAAAUUGCUUCCCUUCUAUUGAAGACUGUCGAGAGCAUAUGAUAAAUGACCAUCAGCUUACGGAUCGAGAAGCUGAUAAUGGUUCGAGAGAUGUUACAAAAAGUGAUGACGGUGAUUCUAAAUUAUCAGUUAGUAAUUCUGGAAGUGGUGCCGAGACUAACGGUUCGAAACGACAAAUAAAGGUUCCUAAAGCUCUUAGUUCUGAAUAUGCUCAGAAUAAAAAAAUUGUUGACACAAAAGAGCGUAACGUUAAAUGCACAUACCGAGGUUGUCUCUAUAAGUUUAGUUCAGAAGAGACGAUGCAACAGCAUGCGAGUUGUCACGUAGAAUCUCAGAAUGUCAAUGUGUUUAGGUGUAACAUUUGUAGGGACAUGAAGUUUACUAAAUGGCGUCCUUGUAGUUUGCAUUUAUGGAAAAAACAUGAAAUCGACAUUGAUCUGUUAACGUGUAAGAUAUGCAAGGCGUAUAAAAGUGCAACAAUGGUGAAAUUACUGACGCACAUGAGAGUGCAUAGCGAAAGUCGGGAAUUUGAGUGCACAGAAUGUGGCAAAUGUUUUAAACAACCAAGUCAAUUGCGUAAUCAUCGGGUGAUGCAUAUUGAUCGUAAAACUGCUGAGCCACGUUGGUAUACAUCGAAGACCUGUGAAAUAUGUGGAAAGACAUAUGCAGAUUCGAAGUGCCUUAAAAAUCAUAUACAGGCAGUGCAUUCAAAACUUCGCCCUUACGUGUGCAACGUAUGUGGUCAUUCCAGUGCGAGAAAAGCAAUGUUGCAGAUGCACCUUCGACAGCACACGGGUGAUAAACCAUUUAAUUGCGAGCUCUGCGAAUACAAGACUGGAGAUCACAAUUCAUUGCGACGACACAUAAUGCGACAUACAGGUGUUCGUCCAUAUAAAUGUCCACACUGCCCAUAUUCAGCUAUACAGAGCAACAGUUACAAGAAUCAUCUGCGAUCUAAGCAUCCAUCGCUUUCUGGAUUGUUCACUUGUGAUCUUUGUUCGUUCAAAACCGUAAAAAAAGAAGGUUAUAUGCAACACAUUGGAGAUCACGAAAAAGGUUUAAUCAAGGCAAUUACUCAACAAAAAGAUGACGAGAAUGUUGAGGUUUUCCCAGGCAACAUAGCAGCAGCGCAAUUAAUUUACAGCUGCUUGGGUGCAUUUUCUAAAGUAGGAAAAACGAUAGAGGCUAACUUAAUGUCAUCGUCAACUUCUGCGGAUGGAACCUCCCAAACGAUCACAAUCCAAAUACCAUCGAAGCACCUUAAAGGAUCAUUACCUACAAUCGAAGACGCUGCGAAUAAUAGUUCUAUAGACCAAGAAGAUGAUGAGACGAUGCAUUGUUUCUUAAAAAUUCCUAAAGAGGAAGAAGAGAACAUUGACACAGGUGGCAUAACAAUACCUGCCGAACCUGAAGAACCAGAAUCCACAUUAAUGGACAUUGAGACAUGAAGACUUAAACGGAAGAUUGCCAACUUUAGGAUAUGGAAUCGUUCAGGUAAGAAAAAUGGUGAUAUAGAAUCGAGAGAAUCUAGUCAGACGUUACUUAUAUAGUAUUUGUGCGUGAUUCGCUCGAUUUAUUUAAGCUAAUGAUCAUCGCUAUUAGAAUUAACGUCUUAGAAAGGCAUAAAACGUGUUAACGGAUGAUUAUUCUGAACGAUUUGUAGUUUAUUUUCAUAAACUCCUCCGACUGAAAGCUAACGUCUGCUAUUAGUGGGUUAUUAUUGUAAAUUACAAUCAAUUGAAUGUCCAAGUAACGUACGGUUUUCAAGUUGUACUAAGUUGCUCUUACUUGAAGUGGACGCAUGUUGAGUUUGCUCAAUUCAAUUAUAUUUUGUUACGUUUUUAAGAUAGUA